This is a messenger RNA of Peronospora farinosa, 600 nucleotides long. Lineage: Eukaryota; Oomycota; Peronosporomycetes; Peronosporales; Peronosporaceae. The record is from the annotation of a GenBank genome assembly.
AUGGGUCGUGACGACACUAACGUGACUAGUGGCAGUUAUGUGAACAAGACGAUGGUUGAUUCAUCGACAAGGCAGCUUCUUGCUGCUGUAGGUCGUGCGCAAAUGCUGAUCCAGGAUGCUGUAAUUGGUUCCGAGAAACUUGCGCUACAUUCUGCAUCAAACCAGCUUCCUAACGAGAAAAAGCAACUGAAGCCGUUAGAUUUCGAAGGCAGAACAGGAAAUAAAACAAGCUCUUCCAGCAGGGAAGCUGCACCAUCUUGCCCAAAUUCGACUUGCAUAAAUGACGCAGGUGCUCACUCGGAUGAUGCUGUUUCGGAGACCGUUUGUCAUGCUGAAGCCAUUGCGUCGAAAGAUGCAGACAGCUACGACGCUAUUGAAGACGUAAACAUUGACAUUGGUAUGACUGGAGAACAACCUGAAGUAAAUGAUCUGAUUCAAUUAUUGGCUGUCACGAAACAAGACAUGCAGGAGCUUUGCGGCCACAGACCGCGGUCAGCUCGCAUGCGUGAGAAAGUUCAGAUGCAAUCACUGCAGCUUGCGCGGCAAACGGUCGAGAUUUUCCGGAAUAUUAGGAACAUGUAUGGUUCCCAGCGGCGAUAA